CUGAAUGUAUUGUGUGUGUGUAUAUAUAUAUAUAUAUACAUAUAUGCACAUCUACAUGUACACAUACACGUACACCUAUGUCUUUAUCUGUGUCUAUCUCUAUUACUGUGUUUACUACAGGGUUUCUCAACUCUGCCAUGGUGACAGUUUGGACUGGAAAUUUUCUUAUUGUGUGGAGUUACCCUGUAUAUAGUAGAAUGUUUAGUAACACCCCAGGCUUCCAUUAGAUAUGAAUAGUACCCUUCUCCUAGUUGUGACAUCCAAAAUGUCUCAGACAUUGACAAAUGUUCUUUGGGAACAAAUUUUAUCCAAUUGAUAACAAGUUAGAUUUCUCUUUCUUUCCCUCUUUCCUUCUCUCUCUCUAUCUUCAUGUGUCUAUGCUUUAUUUUUGGGAGGCGGGUUUAAUUUCAAAUAACUCUAUUGGACAGUUUGGAUUUAUCUUAUUCAUUUAGCAUAUUGCCCUUGUAUACCAAAAAUCUACCAACGGUGCUACAUAAAACCUAUUGACUAUGCUGUUGUCUCUAUCCAGAAUAGGUUUGCUGACAGACCAAGAUGGACAAACACAAUCUAACAGUGCUGAAUGAGUUCAUUCUGUUGGGAAUCACAGACCGCCCUGAGCUGCAGGCUCCAUUGUUCGGGCUGUUCCUCAUCAUCUACAUGAUCUCAGUGGUGGGCAACUUGGGCAUCAUCAUCCUCACCAAAAUGGACUCCAAGCUACAAACGCCCAUGUAUUUUUUUCUCAGACAUCUGGCUAUGACUGAUUUUGGUUAUUCAACAGCUGUGGGACCAAAAAUGCUAGUCAAUUUUGUUGUAGAUGAAAAUACAAUCUCCUAUUAUUUUUGUGCUUUACAGCUCACUGUCAUUGUUUUGUUCAUAAGUGGUGAACUUUUCAUUCUGUCGGCAAUGUCCUAUGACCGUUAUGUAGCCAUCUGUAGCCCUCUGCUCUACACAGUCAUCAUGUCACAAAGGGUGUGUUGGAUGCUGGUGGCAAUCCUGUAUUUUUAUUGCACAUUUGUUUCUCUUCUUAUCACCAUAAAGAUUUUUAAUUUAUCCUUCUGUGGCUGCAAUGUCAUCAGUCAUUUCUACUGUGACACUAAUCCCUUGUUAUCUUUACUCUGCUCAAACACACAUGAAAUUCAAUUGAUCAUUUUCAUCUUAGGAUCUCUUGAUUUGAUUACAUUCCUUUUAAUAGUUCUUGUUUCAUAUCUGCUCAUUUUUGUAGCCAUUCUCAGGAUGCACUCUGCUGUGAGCAGGCACAAGGCCUUCUCUACCUGUGGAUCCCACCUGAUGGUAGUGGUACUGUUCUAUGGGACUUUAGUCUUUAUGUACAUGCAGCCCAACUCCAGUCAUUCUUUUGAUGCUGAUAAAGUGGCUUCCAUAUUUUACACCCUUGUUAUCCCCAUGUUGAAUCCCUUGAUAUAUAGCUUGAGGAACAAAGAUGUAAAAUAUGCCUUACAUAGAACUUGGAAAAAAAUAUGCAACGUCUUUUCUAUAGUUUGAUUCAUUAUAUGGUUUCUAUGAAAUACAUGAUGGGUUUUAAACCUUGUCUGUGUGCCUCUGUAGGGUUUAGCAAGCACACAUAUAUUCCACAUAUAUUUAUAAAUAUCUUAUG
Messenger RNA from Loxodonta africana (African savanna elephant), 1612 nucleotides. RefSeq names its product olfactory receptor 8K3-like. The record is from RefSeq and is a predicted model, not a curated record. Bases 553 to 1500 code for a protein of 315 amino acids. Lineage: Eukaryota; Metazoa; Chordata; Mammalia; Proboscidea; Elephantidae. Gene Ontology annotation, cellular component: membrane. Gene Ontology annotation, molecular function: G protein-coupled receptor activity; olfactory receptor activity; odorant binding. The transcript has a single exon. Gene Ontology annotation, biological process: sensory perception of smell; G protein-coupled receptor signaling pathway.